GAGGCUGAGGCAAGAGGAUCAACACACUGCGAGGUCGGGAUCGUCCUUUGGGAGAGCAGGGAAAACGCCGAGGCACUGCUAGUAUUUAAAAUUACAAAGUCAGCUUCACAUAAGAGUCUUAACAGUUUUUAAAUUUCAUACAAGUAGCCACCGCUAACGAUGAUGAACGGACAGAUGAACGGUUUUCAUAACUCCCUCAUUGACGAGGACUGCUUCUUGUUCACCUCAGAGUCGGUCGGAGAAGGACACCCCGACAAGAUCUGUGAUCAGAUCAGCGAUGCAGUUCUCGACGCCCACCUCAAGCAGGAUCCUGAUGCCAAAGUUGCAUGUGAGACUGUUGCCAAGACUGGGAUGAUCCUGUUGGCAGGUGAGGUAACAUCGCGUGCCACAGUGGACUACCAGAAAGUUGUCCGUGAUACCAUCCGCCUAAUUGGAUACGAUGACUCCUCCAAAGGCUUUGACUAUAAGACUUGCAAUGUUCUUGUGGCCUUGGAGCAGCAAUCUCCUGACAUUGCUCAGGGUGUUCACAUCGACCGCAACGAGGAGGACAUUGGAGCUGGGGACCAGGGUUUGAUGUUUGGCUAUGCCACUGAUGAGACUGAGGAGUGUAUGCCUCUCACCAUUGUCCUUGCCCACAAACUGAAUGCUAAGAUGGCUGAACUGCGACGCAAUGGUACCCUUCCAUGGCUACGGCCAGACUCGAAGACACAGGUUACAGUCCAGUACCGCCAGGACCGUGGCGCCAUGCUCCCAGUGCGUGUGCACACAAUUGUCAUCUCUGUUCAGCACGAUGAAGAUAUUUGCCUGGAGGAGAUGAGAGAUGCUCUGAAGGAGAAAGUCAUCAAGACUGUUGUUCCCUGCAUCUAUUUGGAUGAUGACACCAUCUACCACCUGCAGCCCAGUGGACGAUUUGUCAUCGGAGGCCCACAGGGUGAUGCUGGCCUCACUGGACGUAAGAUCAUCGUUGACACUUAUGGAGGCUGGGGAGCCCACGGUGGUGGAGCCUUCUCUGGGAAGGAUUACACAAAGGUGGACCGAUCUGCUGCCUACGCAGCACGCUGGGUGGCCAAAUCUCUGGUGAAGGCUGAGCUCUGCAGGAGAGUGUUGGUCCAGGUGUCCUAUGCCAUUGGAGUUGCCCAUCCCCUCUCCAUUUCUAUCUUCCACUAUGGGACCUCCCACAAGAGUGAGAGGGAGCUGCUUGACAUUGUGAAGAAGAACUUUGAUCUCCGUCCAGGAGUCAUUGUCAGGGAGCUGGAUCUGAAGAAACCCUUGUAUCAGAGGACCGCAGCCUAUGGCCAUUUUGGCCGAGACUCCUUCCCAUGGGAGGUGCCCAAAAAACUCAAAUACUAAACAUGUUAAGCUUUUCCCCCCAGGCUUGUUGGUGUAUACUACAGAGAAGCCUCCAAGGUUCCAGGGGGUGAAAUGCCCUUAUCUCUCAUAAUAUUGGUAACAAUAAUUGGUAACAUUUAACACAUGACUCCCUUACUCACUCCACCUCUUUGUCUUGUUACUGUUUUCUGCUGGUUGCAGUAUCAUGCUGGGUCCUAGGUGGCACGCCUCAGAAACUUGAUGUUUAAAUAAUUGGAUGGGUUCCAUGAACUCAUGCACCAUAGUGCUUAAUGUUCUCCCGCGUCUUGAGGUUCCCCUGCUUCUUGUUGUGAUAGAUCCCAAAUAGCUGCGUUCAGUUGCUCUCCUUUUGGCAUUCCAGCGUCAGUGUCAUCAGUCUAUUCAGUGUCACGGCGGUAGCAUAUUAGGCUAUAUGCGUUACCCCUCUUAAUUUACUGGUGCUACUGAUAUAAGGAGUCUGUGCAUCUAAAAGUUUACAAGUCCAUUUAGAAGCAUCAUUUAUUAGUUGGAAGGUCCUGUGAUCUGGCAUGUUCCUAAACAGGUUUAGCUUCUUUCUAAACAUUCCUCCUUUGUCAGUCUGGUACAACAAUCCCUGACCUAGUGUUCUUUAUCCUUUUUGUUAGCGUUAUUCCCUCGUCUUUGUGGAGGAUGCUAGGAAUGGCACAAUUAAGAUUCAAGGUUUUUUGCUAUUUUCACUAAAAAAUGCUAUGCAUUGCAGGCUAACGGGCGAGCCAAAUCGUAAUUAUUCAAGCUCUCAAGUGAGCAUAAAAUCUCAGAUGCCCCUGCAGACCGUUGCUGUUUUCUGACGUAAUACAGAAAAGUCAGAAGCUGCUAUGUCACUGCUCUGGUCUGCAGAGGCAUUCGUUAUACUUGAUAGUGAGGGUGAAAAAUUGGAUUGUUUAUGCAUUGAAAUUCAAUUUUAAAUGAGUCCUUUUUAAAUGUAGUUUCACUUGCUUUUUUAUGGUUUGAAGUGACUUAAGGCUCUCUAACCCCUUAAGUAUAUUGAUGGCAGGUGUAGCUACAGAGAAACCUGAUUCCCAUCUUUAUCCUUAAAGGGGUGUGCUCUUUGCCACAGCUUCUUAUUGGCUAGGAGUCAAACCUCAACACUAUUUAUUUGUUCUCUGAAACUCGGCGUGGAUACAGAGAAGCUGAAGUUUCAGAAGGCAGCUUUAAACACAUUGAAUCUUGAAUUCCUUUUGACUUGAUCAUUUUUCAGUGUUGGCUUGAGGCCCCAGAGUGUCCUACAGAAAAGCUUUGGACCGCCUCAACAUGAAAGUGUCACUGGCUACUGUUAAUGACUAUUUUACAACCUUUUUUAUUUUGGGACUACAGAUUUUAUUUUUUAGGUGGGCUAGUUUUAAACCUCAUUAAAAUGUCUGGUACAAUUCAUUAGCUCUUACCUAUCCUAUCCUCAUUAAUGGGAUGGCAAUAUUUGGUUGGUGUAGUACAGAGAAACCAGCCUUGUUUACAUGGCCAUCUCAUUUGUUGGAUAGUUUCAAGUUUUGUUUUCGUUUCUCUUUACCACUCGGAGGGCAUCCCGUUGGUUACAGUAAGUUAAGAGUGCCUUUUCUAUUUCCUCUACUCCCCAUUUGCUUUUUUCCCGUCCUACCAACAUACGUUCAACUUCCAGAGGAACAAGUUGCUCAUACUGUAUUAUGCUUCAUGUCUAGAAUGGGUAGUUUCCUUAUGCUCUGUAAUAAACUACUCCUUUCAAAUG
Toxotes jaculatrix (banded archerfish) is the source of this 3064-nucleotide messenger RNA. RefSeq names its product methionine adenosyltransferase II, alpha b (gene mat2ab). The transcript has 9 exons. NCBI's taxonomy places the organism in Eukaryota, Metazoa, Chordata, Actinopteri, Toxotidae. The record is from RefSeq and is a predicted model, not a curated record. Gene Ontology annotation, molecular function: methionine adenosyltransferase activity; ATP binding. Gene Ontology annotation, cellular component: cytosol; methionine adenosyltransferase complex. Bases 160 to 1350 code for a protein of 396 amino acids. Gene Ontology annotation, biological process: S-adenosylmethionine biosynthetic process.